Molecule: messenger RNA, 1767 nt
Organism: Saccoglossus kowalevskii
Lineage: Eukaryota; Metazoa; Hemichordata; Enteropneusta; Harrimaniidae
Product: kelch-like protein 26
Molecular function (GO): protein binding
Source: RefSeq, a predicted model, not a curated record
AUGGCAACCAGUCUGAGCCAUAGACCCCCACUGCAAAAUCUGCAAAGUAUGUACGAUGAGAAAACACUAUGUGACAUCACCGUGGUUGUAUGUGGCAGGGAAUUUCAGGCGCAUAAGGUUAUCCUAGCGGCAUGUAGCGAUUACUUCAAACUGAUGUUUACAAGUGAAAUGCAGGAACAGUCAUUGGCAAAAGUGGAACUGAAAUGUGAACUGUUAACGAGUGAUUCUUUUGAUAUAUUACUGAAAUAUGCAUACUCUGGUAACCUUGUGCUGAGUAGUGACAACGUUUUUGAUGUCAUAACAGCAGCUGACCAUUUGCAAAUCGUCAGUGCUGUUGAAACUUGCUGCCAGUUCAUUAUCAAGUCAUGUCUAGAAAUAUUUGACAUAAAAGUGGGAGACUGCCUCGCUGUGGCAACUUAUGCUGAUAAGUACAGUCAGCUGGAAUACCUUGGUAAAACAUUGAAUAAGACAUUGGCCAAAAACUUUGUCAAAGUGAUGGCAUACCCUGACACAUGUGAGCAGUUAAGUUAUGAAAGAUUGUGUUCAUUACUAGAACUAGACUCGUUAUGCGCUUCGUCGGAAUUGCAGAUAUUGCAAACAUUAUUAAAGUGGUUGCGACAUAAUUGGGAACAUCGCAUGCAGUUUGCUGCUGAUCUUUUGGGUAAAGUUCGGUUCGGACUGAUUGAUAAGUAUGAUUUAGUGGAACUGUUAGAAGUGGAUGAUAUUCAGCAGAUUCCUGAAUGCAAGGAGUUGUAUUAUAAAGCUAUGGUGUAUCAUGCAUUACCAGAUAGAAACAGAGAACCAUGUGAUCUCAUUAAUCAACCCAGAGCUUCAUGUUUGGCACUGGUAUCAAUUAAUACUGUAGUGAUGCAGUAUUACGACAGGAACACAAUGAGAUGGGUUACAUUGCCUAAAUUUGUGAAUAAUUCUACAGGAAGACAGAUAACUGGAUUCAAUGCACCAGCUGUUGUGGCACAUGGCAACUUUAUUUAUGUAGCAGGGGGAAAUAUCCAGGGACCAACUUGUAAUCUCAGUCGUUAUGAUAUUGGUAGAAAUGCUUGGGAUAAAUUGGCUCCAAUGAAAAGUUGUCGAUUUGCAUUCAGUCUGUGUAUCUUUGAUGGAUACAUGUACGCUGUUGGUGGUUAUAGCGAUUCAGGUUACCUGGCCCAUAACAAUGCUGAAAGAUUUAACUUCAUUACUGGACACUGGCAAUACAUCGGACAACUCAACACGCCUAGAUUCCAUGUUGCAGUCACACCCUACCAAGGCUUUUUAUACGCAGUAGGUGGACAGAAGGAUAAAUUCACAGCCUUGAAAUCUGUACAGAGAUUUGACCCAGCAAAGAACACUUGGGAGACGUUAAACCCUACAAUACAUGCUCACACCCAAGCGAGUCUUAUGGAGAUUGACGGAAAACUAUACGUUAGUGGAGGUAAAACUAAUGGUCCUGACAGAAGCAGCGAUUUAAUCAACAGUCAGACUGUGGAGGUCUAUGACGGGAAAACAGAUUGUUGGCGUGAUGUACCACAAGAUUUAAUUCCACCUGGUAAUAUUCCUGCUGUAAACAUAGGAUCUGAUGUGUAUAUUGUAUUAAAUGGCUAUACUUACAAAACAGGUAUACAAACAACUCCAGAUCAGGUGUACUAUGUUGAUCUUGAUGACUGGGCUAAUGUUGUCAAUUUUAUCAGAGGCUUGUCAAUUACGUGUGUUCCAAUAAACGUUGAAAGGUUGAUUGAUUUAAAUGAUGUUAAAGACAGCAAAGUGUAA